AUGAAACCGUUACAUAAAUGCGAAAGAUACUUUUCUUUCGGUCGAGCCAAUCGCUUUUGGAUAGAAGCGGACGAAAUUAUUUAUGAACAACAAGAGACAGAAACGAAUACCAUUUUUCGAGUGGCUGAUGUACACCUACGAGUACGCAAACACUUACUUAUCCGAAAUAGCGAAGGAAAAUUAGUCGACGAUGAAAAUGAAAGUGAAGAAGAGCAGCGUUCUGCUGAAAGUCUUUUUGCCAAAGCAUUUACAGAUCACUAUGAUGAAAUUGGCUUCUAUUUUCCGGAACUUCUUAGUCUAAAAGAAUUACUUAAGCUCAGUGCUCUGUAUGUGUUUGCACACGCUCAAUAUCAACAAUUAUCGAAAGCAAUCGACCACACUCCGAUAAUGACUUAUCUUACGGGAGUGCGAAACACUUUGUCCGACUAUCCUCAUAGUAAUAAUGCAUCUGUUGAAAAGUAUUACAAUCAAAUAUUGUCUGAUAAUGGCGUUUCACCAUGGGAAGUUCCAUCACAGCAAGCUAAUGAACUUCGAUCGAAAGUUCGGCAACAAUUGGAGCUAGUUGAUCAAAAUAUUUUGGAUAAACUUACCAUGAGUUUAUGUAAACAAACUCAUGCGAUAGUCUCAAACGAAGUAAGAGCUCUUGUCAAAGCUUGGUUAGAUGGAUAUAACAAUGAAACGACACAUUUAGCGCAGUUUCUCGCUAAAGGAAUCACAGAUUUUAAUCGUCACCUGAAAAAACCUAUAGAACAGUUAGGUAUUCAAUUGGAGCACAACGAUGAUGCAUAUAACACUCUCAAGUAUGCAGGAGAUAGUUGUAAUUGGGUUUCCGCCGUGUUCUUGAAUGUAUUCGGCAACGGUAGACGUAUUUAUGGUGGAGUAAAUCUACAACUAAAACUAACUGAAGGACAUGUACCAAGAAAUAACUCUACCAGCACCUACAAUGCCAAUACAUUUUUUUUCAAUCAAUCUUCGACAACAUCAAGUGCUCCAACAGCUGGUCCACGAAAUAAUCAAGAACGACAAAAUAUGAAGCAGGAACUUGUUCGAAACUCCAGAAGACAAGGUNAUUUUUCACAUCGAAUAGUCACCUUGGAAUCUGAAAUCCAAUGA
Molecule: messenger RNA, 1113 nt
Organism: Rotaria sp. Silwood2
Lineage: Eukaryota; Metazoa; Rotifera; Eurotatoria; Philodinida; Philodinidae
Source: the annotation of a GenBank genome assembly